CCCCUGUCUGGGCGACGGCGAGACCCCGUCUCCAAAAUAAUGAUAACAAUAACUACCAUUUUUUAGUACUAUGUGCUAGAUGCUUUUCAUGUGUUAUCUGAUUACUGCAGCCCUACAAGGUGCAGCCUGGCACCGUUUUAUUUCACUUAGAACUGAGAUUCGGAUAAAGUAAAUUUUUAAAGUAACUUUUCCAAGGCAAGAGGUAGUCAGAGGCUGAGGAAUGAUUCAAAUUUAAGUCCAGCGCCGAAGCACCGGCCCCGUGUAGUCUGCAGAGUUCCAGCCCCAUAGAGCCACAUGGAGGAUGUGAGUGACAAUCGCCAGAGACAAUCAACAAAUAGUUGAUGUAGAUUUCUUUAGUGAUGACUUGUUAGGGCCUGCUGGGAUUGUUCGAAAACCAGGGCUGAGAGUGGAAAGUGCAACUUCUGGGGACAAAAGGAGCAAACAGGGCAACUGAUACUGAGCAGUUUCCACAUUAGGAAGAUGCCCAGAGUUAAUUGUGACUGUCACAACACAGCCACCCCUUAACUCGACACACCAAAAUAAAGAGCCUCAGUUCAGCUUUAGAUCCUGAAUUUGGCUUCUUUGCAGGUUUAUACGAUGGUCUUAGUGUCAUGUGGGAUAAUUGUGAGGAUUUUGAUUGUAUUUAAUUCUCCAUGGAAAACCAGUACGGUUUGCUACUUUUUACGUGGCAGAGAAGGCUAAACUUUACCUCUGCCCAUCUUAGUUCAGAGUGACCCCUUUAACAAAUGAAAGGAUAACAAGAAAAAAGUUUAUUAAUGUGCAGAGUACACAUCACAAGGGAUAAACCUUCAUGAAAAGUAACUUGAAAUGGUGGCCUAGAACGACAUUUGUAUACCAUCUUCAACAAAGACCUAUAGAUUUGCAGAGAAAUGACAGAAAUGAGAGCAGUUUUAGGCUUCAAAGGGCAGGAAACUGGGAAGGUAGAUACAUAUUUGGAAACUAAUGGAGUAAGAAUUGUUUGCAGAUUCCUCUGGUCUGGUCUGGUAAGAGUCUAAAGUUAUCCCCAGUAAAGAAUUUAUAUCCUGUCUUUGGGCGGAAGAGGGGGAGGAUAGAGAGAGCUUUUCCUUCAUUUGCUGCCUCUUGUCUUCAGCUCAAAUUUGUUGUUGUUUUUAUAUCAAAGAGGCAUGUUUUGGGAUGACAUUGUGGUUUUCUUCAACACCGUUUAGGGAGUCAGAGGUAUUAAUAGGUGACCCUAUUACCACAUGUCUUUCUCCCUCAGUGUAUGAUAUAAUUUGUAAUCUUGGGUUUCAACUCAGAGAAAAUUGUGAUAUCAAUAGCAUUGUAACUCAGAAUGGUGAAGUAUGCUGGAAAACAAUCACAGACUGUGUGAGCUACACAGAGUCAGACCAGGGUCUGGAUUACUGGGGAAGUGUGAGGCUGCUGGGCCCUGUGUGUGAGGCUGUCCAUUCACAUUUCUUAUCUCUGACCAAGGGGCAAUUUGAAAUUCAAUAUGCACCGUGGUUCCAGUGGACAAGUUUUCCAGAGUUAUUUCCCGAAAUAUUUGAUGCCUUGGAAAGUCUACAAUCUCCUGCUAUUUCUCUUAGCUUAAUGAAACUGACGUCAUGUCUAGAACGAGCCUUGGGUGAUGUAUUUUUACUGAUUGGGAAGGAAUGCCCCUUUCUUUUAAGAGAUCUGCUUGCAUCUGAGGAGCUUGCUCAAGUCUUCGGGCAGUCUGUGAUGAAUGUGCUAAAAGUCUUCGUUGGCUCUCCGUGUGGUCUCAACCUGCGUAACAUCUUAUGGCAUGGGUUUGCGUCACCUGAAGAAAUUCCUCCAAAAUACUGUUCAAUGAUGAUACUGUUGACAGCAGGAUUGGGUCAGUUACUGAAGAGUUACCUUCAAAACACUAAACUUACAUUGGCACAUCGCUCUUUCAUAACUCUUACAAACCUCGAGGAUUUGAUUGUUUUUCCUGAUGUUACUUAUGAGGUGCUUUCCGUAUUAGAAGAAGUGAUGACGAAAUCUGCUUUUAUAUUAAAAAUCAUGUUACCAUAUUGGGAAGUUGCACUGGUCAAGUUCAAGUCACACAGAUUUGCUGACUGCGCCAUAUUGUUGCUGACACAACUAGAGACUGGACUUAGGAAUGUUUUUGCCACACUUAACAGAUGUCCAAAAAGACUCCUGACUGCUGAGUCAACAGCUGUUUAUACCACCUUUGAUGAAAUAUUGGCAAAGCACUUGAAUGAUGGUAAAAUCAAUCAGCUCCCUCUUUUCCUUGGAGAGCCUGCUAUGGAAUUUCUCUGGGAUUUCCUGAACCAUCAGGAGGGUCCCCGCAUAAGAGAUCAUUUAAGCCACGGGGAGAUCAACUUACAUGAAUUUUCAAAAGAAACAACUAAUCAGUUGCUUGCAUUUUCUGUUGUACUGUUACUCAGAUUCGUUGAUGAAGGUCUGCUAUCAGUUUUUAAGGAAAAAGCAGCAAUAGAAUUGUUGAUUAGUCUUGCAGAAGGCUAUAGUUCUCGCUGUCAUCCAGUUUUUCAGCUUAAAAAACAGGUGCUGAGCUGUGAGGAGAGCAUCAGGGUUUGGGCUCUGCUGCCUUUCCCCGAAGAACUCACUCGGGAAGCAGUCAGAUUAGAAGAUAAUUCUGAAACAAAUGCCUGCCACUAUUUAAUUACAAAAAUGACAGAUGAGCUGUAUCACCAUAUGCCUGAGAAUCAUUGUGUGUUAAAGGACUUGGAUCGUCUUCCUCCUGAGACGUGGCCCCAGCUGCUCCGUGAGCUCUGCAGCACACCUGUUCCCACCCUGUUCUGCCCCAGGAUUGUGCUGGAAGUGCUGGUUGUGCUCCGAAGCAUCGGCAGACAGUGCCACCGUGUGUCCAGCCAGGUCACCGUUGCCUCGGAGCUGAGACACAGGCAGUGGGUGGAAAGGACGCUGCGGUCUCGCCAGCGGCAGAACUACCUGCGUAUGUGGAGUAGUAUUAGACUACUGUCCCCUGUGCUCAGCCUGAUACUGUUACUCAUCGCGCUGGAGUUGGUCAACAUUCAUGCUGUUUGUGGGAAGAAUGUGCAUGAGUAUCAGCAGUACCUAAAGUUUGUAAAGUCGAUCUUGCAGUACACGGAGAACCUAGUGGCUUACACCAGUUACGAAAAGAACAAGUGGAAUGAAACUAUCAAUCUUACACAUACAGCUUUGUUGAAAAUUUGGACUUUUAGUGAGAAGAAACAAAUGUUAAUACAUUUAGCCAAGAAACCCACAAGUAAAGUACUCUUAUGAAAACUUGUAA
Messenger RNA from Nomascus leucogenys (northern white-cheeked gibbon), 3238 nucleotides. It is a transcript of the gene ERMARD, whose product is annotated as ER membrane associated RNA degradation. The record is from RefSeq and is a predicted model, not a curated record. Lineage: Eukaryota; Metazoa; Chordata; Mammalia; Primates; Hylobatidae.